Messenger RNA from Planococcus citri (citrus mealybug), 1929 nucleotides. RefSeq names its product nessun dorma (gene nesd). Lineage: Eukaryota; Metazoa; Arthropoda; Insecta; Hemiptera; Pseudococcidae. The record is from RefSeq and is a predicted model, not a curated record. The transcript has 9 exons. Gene Ontology annotation, biological process: male meiosis cytokinesis; spermatogenesis. The coding region runs from base 203 to 1738 and encodes 511 amino acids.
CCAUAUUUAUUUGUAAUCAAAGUUGAUUUUAUGCGUUUGUUUUAUGAGAAAAUUAAUCUUUUCAAUUUUUACGAGAUUCUAAUGCAGUGAACUGAAAAAAAACUAAGCAUUGAAUACUUAAUAUAUCGUAUGUGAAUACCUUACGUGCAUAUCCAAGUCUUCGCUCGGUUUUAAACGUUAAAACACAAGGUAUACUUUUAAAAUGGAUUCCGAGGUGUAUAAAUUCAAUAAAACUUACGAAGAGCGACUGGAUAAUUUGAAUACCAUUCUUCUCGAUACCGAAGAUACCUCAUCUGUUCCUCAGAUAUCAAGAAUAUGGUCAAAUUAUUUGGAAUUAUCCAUCGAGCCCGUUGGUUGGAAAGCAUUGUGGUAUAUGUCUAGAAGGUGUUGUAAUGAACUAAAAGUAACAUUUCCUGCCAUCGUUGUAGUCACGGUCGAUUACAUAGAUUUUAACGAAUUGACCGCAAACGUUACCGUCGUAGAAGUUGAAGAUGUCGAAGAAUCGAAUAAAAUACCGGCUAAAGUGAAUGACGUGCCUUUGAAAGAGUUAUACAUUACCCUUAAUCAAGAUUACGAAGGUCCUGAUUUCAGUAUCACCGCUGAGUGUUUGGAUAGCUACAGAUUUUUUUUUAACCACUUAUGGUGGCCAUGGGACGAUGAAGAUAGUGCUACGGAGAACUGGAUAGAGUUACAUUUCCUGUUCAGAUUAAAAUUAUUUUAUGAUAUGCUGAACGGGAAUAUGCAUUACGUGAGCGCAAAAACUAUCAAAUUUUUGAUAGAAAAAGGUAAAGAAGUGUACAACAGCAUAGAAGAUAUACAAAACGAGCUUGAUGGCGUUCACGAUCCGGAAUCAUUAGAGGAUUCUCGCGUUGUAAAAUUGAUUGAGCUAACCGAAGAAUUAUAUUCUAUCAAGAAAAAGCUACUACAUUGGGAAAAUCCUGAUUUGAGGAAAUCCUUGAACGCAGACAUUCAAAAAAAGCACCACACAAAAGGAAUCGCUGUAGUGGUACCAGAAUGUUCUAUGUUUGAGUUCGCCCAGUACGCCGAUCAAGCUGCGAAGCUGUGUUCUGAAACAGAAUUAUACAAACGAACUACAAACACGUUGAGAGAAGCAUUACUCUAUUACAUUCAAGGUGAUACGAUUUUUGUCGCGCCCAGUUCACAAUCAGUCUCUGGAAACGAACACCUUGGUCAUAACGUUACCAUCAGAGGUUUUGGUCCGAAGAACAUGCCAAAAAUUACCGAUGCUCGUUCGCAUUGGUGUCUUUUUGAAAGCAUCGGAGAUAACAUCGUUAUGAAUGAUCUUACAAUCGAAGUACAAUCUUCCAGAACUGCUAUAGCUGUCAAAGGGACCACGUUUUUAGAUUCGAUAUUUUUCAAAAAUACGAAUACGAGUUCCAUGAGCGCAAUUACUGUUCACUCGAAGGGUACUCUGGUUGCUUCUAAAUGUAACUUCGAAGGUUUCAACGUCGCUAUUUUAUGCAUGAAAGGAGCAACGUUACAUCUUAUGGAUUGUACUUUUCAGAAUAAUGAUGUUUGCCUCAAGAUUGAAAACGGCUGUGAAAUGGUGGUGGAGAAUUGCGAUUUGAGUGAAACUAAUAGCGUUCCGAUACAAUUCAGAGAUGAUUCUGCGUCUAACAAAUGCACCACUUCUAUGGAGUUUUUCAACAGUGUGGAAGGUAUCGCUUUAAAUUCCAUUAAAGUUGCCGAUACACAAAAAGUGGUUCAAGUUUUGUAAUUUAUGAAAAAAAAACGAAUAGGUAUGCAUUCCAAUUACAAACUCGUUGAUCCGAAUUUUGCAUUUGGAAACGUUGCUUCUUUAUAAUUUUUUAAUUUGAUAGGUGUAGUUUUUAAUGGAACUUUAAGUAACCUAUUGUACGCUUAUUUUAAUUGUUUACCAAUACUCAUUAUAUGGUUUUAACUUUCCAA